AAAUGCAAAUGUUUAGCCAGUGAAACCUUCAUAGGGAUCUCCACUGUGACUCUUGCAAAUUACAUAUUGGUGCCGUGUAGAUUUUAGUUCCAACAAGUUUUACCAGCUUCCUCUGUGUUUUUGUGCAUACAAUGUGUAGCUGUAGUUUCUGUCCUAACCCGGGACAGAUACAGAGCUAACAGGUGUGUUCUUUGAAUGGCUGAGGAGCGCGCAGCAGAGGACUGCAGGAAUGAUGUCUGUGCCUGUCGACUGGAAGCAAAUAAAUCUAAGGACGAGGAUCCCAAAAAGCAAAAUCUGUGGUCCAGGUCCGCGGCUCAAAAGUGGAUCCUGGUGCUGUUUGUUGGCACCUCCCUCCUGUACUGCGCCCGGACGGUCAUGCCGGUCUGUGCGGUGUCCAUGGCGUCCACGUUUCACUGGAGUAAGAUCGGGUCCGGCCUGGUUCUGGGUGGGUUCUUUUGGGGAUACUGCCUCACACAAGUCCUGGGAGGACAUGCCAGCGACAAGAUCGGAGGGGAGCGUGUCCUCUUCAUCUCCACAGUCCUGUGGACUCUGAUCACAGCUGCUACUCCUCUUCUGGCGCAGCUCGGCUCUCACACCCUUGCUCUCAUGACUGUGGCCAGAUUCAUCAUGGGGCUAUUGCAGGGCGUCUUUUACCCAUCGUUGGCCAGCCUCUGCUCACAGCGUGUAGUGGAAGGAGAGAGGGGGUUUUUAAUGAGCAUCAUGAAUAGCGGUAGUCAUCUUGGCAUGUUGUUAUCCGGCGGGAUGGGGUCUCUGUUGCUGGACCGGUACGGCUGGGAGAGCUUGUUCUACGCGGCUGGUUUAUUGUCUGCUCUCUGGGCAAUCGUUGUGUGGCAGUGUUUAUUAAAAGGCUCAGGUGAACUGGCCUCCAAGCAGCUGGAAACGAGUCCCUGUCCGUCAGGAACACACUGGCUGAGUCUUUGUAGGAAGCCGCCUGUCUGGGCCAUGGUUUUUGCUCACAUGUGCAUGUGCAGCACCUCCUACACGCUGUUGUCAUGGCUGCCGACAUACUUUAAAGAAUCCUUCCCACAUGCAAAGGGUUGGGUGUAUAAUGUAAUUCCUUGGCUCGUUGCUAUUCCAUCAGCACUUGGUGGAGGAUACAUUUCAGAUUUUCUCAUCAACCAAGGAUACAGUGUAUCGUUUGUGAGAAAGCUGAUGCAGUUUUUUGCCAUGGGCGUAUCGAGCACAUUUUUGAUGCUUCUGUGUGGAGAUGUCACGUCUUCCUCUGCUGUGAUUUUAGUUUCUGCUGCUGUGAGUUUAUUCACCUUCUCCAGUGGGGGUGUGUCUGUGAAUGUGCAGGAUCUCACCCCAUCAUGCGCAGGUGCCCUCUUUGGUUUCAUGAAUAUGCUGGGUGCUCUUAUGGGAGUGGUGCUGGUCUCCUCGUCUGGGUACCUGAUCGAGGUCACCCUGUCCUGGGCAAAGGUGUUCUCACUCAUCACACUGGUAAACGCCACAGGUCUUGGGAUUUUCCUCAUCUUUGGAGAUGCCCGUCGUGUUGACCUGGAACAUUACAGUGAACUUACUGUGAUGUGACUCUGACCUUCCAUUUCAAAAACCAUAUAGUAUCUGAUUCAUUAGUUUAUUAUAUUAUGUUUAUUUAUGUGUUGAUUGUUGUCAAACAGACCUAAUUAAUGGCAGUACAGCGUACUAUUGCAAUUCAGAUGAUAAUGUUCUUUAGUUUGUUUUACUAAAUCAUAAAAACAAAUUAAAAUUUUAAAUUUAUCUUAAAUUAAGACAAAAUACAAACUACUGGUCACUCUUAAACAUAUUAGGUUAAUUAUAGCUUCUCGGAAGAAAUAAAAAAUUAAGGUUUUUGAUUUUUCCUGAUUGAGAGUUGGUUCAAAGCCUAGGGACAGUUUCGCCCUAAUUAGAGCAAAGAAGCUGAACAAAUAAAUCUAUUUAUAUACGUAAAAAAAAUAAAAACGUUUAUUCAUUUUGCCUUUGCAUUUGUCUGUUGUUCAGUACCUGAUGUUUUGAAUUUGUGGGGAAUGAAGUAUGGCUGUAAUGGAGGAAGUUGAUACAAAUGAAUAAAGAUGCAGCAUAUCAAGUUUUUUAAUAUAUCACAGAAAUUAACACACUUGCUGCUCUGAGAUAGAGAUUAUGCAGUUGUAGCAUAACAUUAAUAACGAGUAACAACAGAACUCUCUUUUUUCUUAAAUGUACUCAACAGGCAUUUAUUAGAUAAUGUAAAGCAGGGUGCAUGCUGGGAAGUCUGAUAAUAUUAUCAUUGGCUUCAUUCGAAACUAAAUGAAAUUA
Molecule: messenger RNA, 2274 nt
Organism: Betta splendens (Siamese fighting fish)
Lineage: Eukaryota; Metazoa; Chordata; Actinopteri; Anabantiformes; Osphronemidae
Product: solute carrier family 17 member 9-like
Exons: 13
Coding region: 196-1551 (451 amino acids)
Biological process (GO): transmembrane transport
Cellular component (GO): membrane
Molecular function (GO): transmembrane transporter activity
Source: RefSeq, a predicted model, not a curated record